CACCCGUAUCAAAAUAAAUAUCUGUCACUCAGAUGUAAGGAGAAUUAAGGUUAAACAACUUCAUAUAACCUUUUUUAUUGUUAGUUAUUACUUUUACAAAAAAAGAAGCUAUCAUAUACCUAUUUAUAAUGGCAGCUUUAGCAGGUGAAACUCGAGCAAUACUCUAUGGAUUCUGGCUCUCAUCUUGUUCAUGGCGCGUUCGCGCGACGCUGGCUUACAAACAAAUCCCAUUCGAAGAGAAAUCGAUUGAUAUCGUCAAACAGCGCACGCAAAUGACUGACGAGUACCGGAAACUGAACCCGUCGCAAAAAGUCCCAGCUUUGAUUAUCGAUGACACAACUCUAGUAGAAUCGAUGGCUAUUCUUCAGUACUUAGAGGAAACACGGCGAACUCCCAGCCUCCUGCCGAACACUCCGCUCCUAAGGGCCCGCAUGAGAGAAAUUUGUGAGACGAUAGUAUCAGGGAUUCAGCCGCUACAAAAUAUUGGACUGAAACCCCAUUUCAGCAUUGAAGAACAAUACUCAGUAUUUACUAAGUAUUGGACCCGAAGAGGAUUACAAACACUUGAAGACUUGCUACAAAAAACAUCUGGAAGUUACUGUGUCGGAGAUCAAUUGAGCAUGGCUGAUCUUUGCCUGGUACCACAGUUAUACAACGCAGUUACAAGACAUCAAUUAAAACUGGAGGAGUAUACGACGGUUUCGAAACUUUACGAGACGCUGUUAAAAGAAAAAUGUUUAAGCGACACCCACCCGGAGAAAAUUAGAUUGAAGAAAGUAACUGAAUAAAUCUCUACUUACGAUCAUACCUA
Messenger RNA from Bicyclus anynana (squinting bush brown), 811 nucleotides. It is a transcript of the gene GSTz2, whose product is annotated as probable maleylacetoacetate isomerase 1. The coding region runs from base 129 to 788 and encodes 219 amino acids. The record is from RefSeq and is a predicted model, not a curated record. Lineage: Eukaryota; Metazoa; Arthropoda; Insecta; Lepidoptera; Nymphalidae. Gene Ontology annotation, molecular function: glutathione transferase activity; maleylacetoacetate isomerase activity. Gene Ontology annotation, cellular component: cytoplasm. Gene Ontology annotation, biological process: glutathione metabolic process; L-phenylalanine catabolic process. The transcript is spliced from 5 exons.